Mixia osmundae IAM 14324 is the source of this 2226-nucleotide messenger RNA. RefSeq lists its product as uncharacterized. The transcript is spliced from 4 exons. The annotation marks the transcript as partial. NCBI's taxonomy places the organism in Eukaryota, Fungi, Basidiomycota, Mixiomycetes, Mixiales, Mixiaceae. Gene Ontology annotation, cellular component: plasma membrane; SNARE complex; endomembrane system. Gene Ontology annotation, biological process: intracellular protein transport; vesicle fusion; exocytosis. Gene Ontology annotation, molecular function: SNARE binding; SNAP receptor activity. The record is from RefSeq and is a predicted model, not a curated record.
GGACAGACCGAACGAACGUUGGGCGUCGCUGGUCGACAAGAGAUUGCCUACCGCUCCGUCUGUGACGCUCGAUUAAGACUGGCGAGCUUGGAACCUCUCACGACGGAGGCGCACGGGCUCGACGCCUGCGUACUUCUCACACCUCUCGCCGGCCGAGGAACCCGCAAACUAGACGUUCCCGACAGCAGCACACGGUCUGCGGAUCAAAAGCGGCCCGCCAACCCAGGCUGGGUGAAGCAGAACAUGGCGAGAGAUAGACUCGCAGCCAUUCGCGCUGCCCAGAAUGGACCGGCAAACCAAUUCAGUCGCGAUUACCAGGACGAAUAUGACUACGGCGAGCGAUCUUAUCCUGCUCAGACGCGACAGGCCUCCUCCAGGAGCCGACAGCCGGCCGAGGAGGCUCACUACAGGCGCGAGAGCUACUACGAGGAACCAUCGCCGAGGAGGCCAACGCACAAUCGUAGAGAGUCGGGCAGUUAUCAGGCCUCCGGCAACUUCUCGAGGCCUUCCCGUAUCGCCUCCCUCGCGCCUCAGCCAGCAGACUACGCACGGGCGCGUCAGGAUGAUGAAGAAGACCUGUAUCGUCAACAUCCACGUGGCAAUGAGAGCACUUAUGCUCGUGGCAUGCAGCCAGUGAGCUCAAAUUCGAGGCGGCAAGAUGAACGGUAUCGGUCAGAGGAGCGAUCUCGACAAGCCGAACGCGGGCGGCCAUCCUAUGAGCGCUACGACACCGGCGCUACGGAUGACUCCGAAAACGCAGAGGACGCGCGUGGCCGACCAGCCCAAGGGUAUUCAGCAAGGUCGAACUCGCAAAAGCAAUCGCGUCGCGCACCAGAGAACGUAAUGCCAGAGACGGCGAGGCAGCCCGAACGAGGCUUGCUUGCGCCACAAUCUGCGUAUCGAGGGGCGCAAAGGCAAUCCUCGAUGCGUUCUGAAGCGAUGAGCUAUGCGUCUGGCUCGGCAGAUUCGUACACUCUUGCCAGUGGCAACAAAUCAACCGCAACUCUGCCUGAUGCGCCCAGUCUGCCCUACAACGGCUCAGCCAGGGCACAGGGACCAGAAACGAAGCCGCUGCAGAUCGUCAAGAUGAGCCCGCUGGAGGCUCGAGCACUAGAGGCAGCCUAUGGCUCGAUGGAGACUUUCUUCAACGAGCUCACAGAAAUUGAUGGCAUGAAUCAGACCCUCGCCGAGCUGGUUGAUCAGGUCGAGAAUUUGCAUGCGCGUCAGCUUGAUUCGACGGGCCUUGAUGCACAAAGCGAGGCUGUCACACGCGAUGUGGACAGGACACAGAUCCAAAUCCGCGCGCUCAACGCAAAAACAUCGGCCAAGAUCAAGAUUCUAGAAGCACGCAAUGCCCGUCCGGUCAAUGUCGCUCAGAACGACAUUGACACUCGGCGCACUCAGACUGCUCGAAUCAAGGACAAGUUUAUACAGACAGUUCAACGGUACCAGCAAGUCGAGCUUGUCCAUCGUCAGCAGAGCAAGAACAGGCUGGCGCGUCAAUACAAGACCGUCAACCCAGAUCUAUCGGAUCAAGAAGUCCAGGCUGCGGUGCGAGAUGCCUUUGAAGGCGGCGAAGGACAGCAGAUCUUCGCUCAGGCCUUCCGCAAUACGAACCGCGUCGGUGCCGUCCGCAGUGCUGCCGCGGCAGUCGAGCAGAGGCAUCAGGAUAUCCAGCGUAUCGAGAAGACGCUCACCGAACUCGCACAGCUUUUCAACGAUAUGGCAACGCUGAUCGAACAGCAAGACGUACAGAUCGUUCAGAUUGAGCAGCAAGCCGAAUUCGCGAGCAAGGAAGUCGAGACCGCCCAGCAGGAGCUCGUCAAAGGCAAAGUGUCUGCGAAAGGGGCGCGCAGCAAGCGGAAAUGCUGCGCCGGCAUAUUCGCAGCUAUCAUCCUUGUCGUCAUCGUCGUCGUCGUCAUCUAUGUGCUCAAGAUUCGUGGGUCGAACGACAACAAUAGUAGUAACAACCAAAACCGGGCUGUCACGGCGACGACUGCUGAUCCUGCCCAAGUCGUCACAGACGCGUCCGGCGAAACAGCUUCCAAUCCACUGCCGGGCAUCACACUCACGCCGCUUACAUCGACCGCUGAAGCCGACCCCGGCACCGUCGCGACUGCCUCGGCCGACCCUGGCGUUGCAACGGUGACGGUCACAGAGGGCGCUGCAAGCACUCAGAUGGCACGACUGCGGCGGCGAGCGAGAUCGAUCGAAGAUGUAGACUAG